Lethenteron reissneri (Far Eastern brook lamprey) is the source of this 1800-nucleotide messenger RNA. RefSeq lists its product as uncharacterized. The record is from RefSeq and is a predicted model, not a curated record. Gene Ontology annotation, molecular function: transmembrane signaling receptor activity; hyaluronic acid binding. NCBI's taxonomy places the organism in Eukaryota, Metazoa, Chordata, Hyperoartia, Petromyzontiformes, Petromyzontidae. Gene Ontology annotation, cellular component: plasma membrane. Gene Ontology annotation, biological process: cell adhesion.
UGUUUUAACCCAGCAUCGCUACAUUCCUCAUCGAGCGCUCGCAUGUCUUCAAAUUGCUUCAGUCUGUGCCUUAUGUUGUGUGUGUGUGCACGCGCGUUUUAGCCUCUCCUCGGAGGCCACGUGGCGUGCUGCUGUUCUGCGUGGGUGGCUGUUGCAUUGGCAGGGGUUUCCGAUGAGGUAAGCGCAGGGUAGGAGCCCGAGUUGACGAAGGGGGGCAGCCAAAGUUUCUGAGCACUGCUUCACAAUUCUUAACUGUGCAGUGGUGGUGGCGGCGCUCGCCAAUUCUGAUGCUUCCCCAGCGAAGCGGUCGUUCGCAAACGGCCUCUCUUGGGGAUUUGAUGAAACCGCUCGCCUGUACUCGGCGCUGGAUGCUGACGACGGGAAGCUAGUCGAUGUGACGAGGGUUUGUGAAGAAACGUGCUCAUCCAAACCGCACCGCGGCACCGUCAACUUUUCACCCGUAAAGGCGCCCGUGCAGCAGUGUGCAUCAGCGGCGUGCGGGUGCCGUGAGGUGGUGGUGCCGAAGAGAUGGGUGCCCUAGCAUGUGCUCUUUUGCUGGCUGCGCUGGUGCCCGUGACGGAGAGCGCGGCGCUGCCUGCAAAAUUCUACCUGAAAAGGCGCGUGGCCGGCGUCUUUCACUACGACCAGGGCCGCCGUUACUCUCUGAGCUUCCCCGAGGCACGGCACGCGUGCGCCGAGGUGUUUGGGGCAGAGCUGGCGUCUCACCAGCAGCUGGCGACCGCCCUGCGCGCCGGCAUGGAGGACUGCCGCGCCGGUUGGCUGGCAUCGCGCGAGGUGGCCUACCCGAGGAUCCAUGCCACGUGGCGCUGCGGGCAGCACCGCACCGGAAUCAUCUCGUACGGCGUGCGCAACGCGAGCACCGAGAGGUGGGACGCGUUCUGCUACGGCUUUGGCGACGGCGGUGGCGGUGACGACGACGACGAGGUGGCCGUCGCAUCGACCGCCACGACAGGGCUCGCGUCGACAGCUAAAACCGUCAGCGACGUGAGCUCGCGGCCAGACAACGUGCCGGCCAGGAGCUCUCCGGCGUCAAUAGUUAUAUCACGAGGGGCGGAACGACCUACGGCGAAGACGAGAUCGUCCCUUGUGACAGAAACAUUGCUCGGGACAGGAUCUUUUGUGGAAACGCAAGCGUUGCAAGAGAAAGGACCAUCACUGAAUGUUGGGCCAUCGCCAGUGGCAGGACCGUCACCGGGGAAAGGAAUGGCAUCUUCACCAUCACGAGAAGCAGAACCAUCUCCAGAAGUGGAGACUUCUACAGAGGCAGGGCCGUCACUGCAGAUGACAAUGCCGUUGUCGACAAGAUCACCGGAGGCAGAAUCGUUACUGGAGACAAGACCGUCACCAAGGGCAGGACCAUCACCGGGAUUAUCACUGGGACCAUCAUGGGAGACAGAACCAUCGCUUGUGACAGAACCACUACUAUUGGCAGAACCAUCACUGUUGACAGAAACAUCGAUUAUGACAAAAUCAUUGCCUGUAAUAGACCCUUCAAUCUUGACAGAAUUCUCAUUUGUGACAGAACCAAUGCUAGAGACACAACCAUCAGUGCUGACAGAACCAUCACUAUUGGCAGAACCAUCGCUAGUGACAGAACCAUCGCUAUUGACAGAACCUUCAAUCGUGACAGAACCAUCACUAGUGACAGAAUCAUCGCUAUUGACAGAACCUUCAAUCGUGACAGAACCAUCACUAGUGACAGAACCAUCACUAGUGACAGAACCAUCACUAUUGACAGAACCUUCAAUCGUGACAGGACCAUCACUAAACCAUCGCUAG